This is a messenger RNA of Chelonia mydas (Green sea turtle), 5834 nucleotides long. Its product is annotated as adhesion G protein-coupled receptor E1. Gene Ontology annotation, cellular component: membrane. Lineage: Eukaryota; Metazoa; Chordata; Testudines; Cheloniidae. The transcript has 39 exons. The record is from RefSeq and is a predicted model, not a curated record. Gene Ontology annotation, biological process: G protein-coupled receptor signaling pathway; cell surface receptor signaling pathway. Gene Ontology annotation, molecular function: calcium ion binding; G protein-coupled receptor activity. The coding region runs from base 174 to 5375 and encodes 1733 amino acids.
ACCGCCCUGUGCAGAGGAAGAAGAAAUGUCACAAGAUAAGGAGCGCUGAGCUAAAGCCUCCAGAAAAGAAGCCCCAGUAAAAUCUGUGUCAUUCAGCAAACGUCCUCUGAGAAAGAUCACAACAGGAUAAAGUAGGGCAGCUUUCUUGCCUGGUAAGAGAAGGCAGUGGCAUAAUGAAGAAGCAGCUUAUCACCCACCUUGUAGGCUUUUGCUGGCUCAUCUGCUUCAAGGGGACUCAGCAUUUCUCCAGCGCUGUGAACAGGUGCGACGAUCCAAUGCUGUGCCCUGAUUAUGCAACGUGCACCAAUGCUCGCCAGGGCUACUACUGCACCUGCCAACGUGGGUUUGUAUCCACUUCGGGGGCCACGGAGUUCACCGAUCCAGCCGUCCGCUGCAAUGCUGAUGCGUGUGCAGCUUCAUCUGUCUGUCCGGCUUUUGCAACCUGUGAAAACAUCCCUGGGAGCCACCGCUGCGCCUGCAAACGUGGGUUUGCCUCUAGCUCUGGGGAGCAGUACUUCACUGAUCGAAAAGUGAAGUGCAAAGAUAUUGACGAAUGUUCCCGGGACCCAUCGCCCUGCGGCCCCAACUCCGUGUGCACCAACAAACGGGGCAGUUACACCUGCACGUGUCCCCCAGGCUACCUCCCCCCCAGCCAGCCUGGCAUCCCGUUCAGCUGCACAGAUAUCGACGAGUGUCUGGAUCUGGCGUCGUGCCCUGCGUCCGCCACCUGCACCAACACCCCAGGAAGCCACUUCUGCACCUGCAAUACCGGGUUUGCAUCCAGUUCUGGGGAGCAGCGCUUCACCGAGCCAGCAGCGCAGUGCAAUGAUAUUGACGAAUGUUCCCGGGACCCAUCGCCCUGCGGCCCCAGCUCCGUGUGCACCAACACCGUGGGCAGUUACGCUUGCACGUGUCCCCCAGGCUACCUCCCCCCCAGCCAGCCUGGCAUCCCAUUCAGCUGCACAGAUGUGGAUGAAUGUGCCCAAAACCCUGCAAUCUGCGGGCCCAAUGCCUCCUGCCUCAACACACCUGGGAGCUACACCUGCCAGUGCUCACCAGGGCACCUUCCCUCUACGCCAGGGCCGUGGGUACCCGGAACAACCCUCUGCACAGAUAUCGACGAGUGUCUGGAUCUGGCGUCGUGCCCUGCGUCCGCCACCUGCACCAACACCCCAGGAAACCACUUCUGCACCUGCAAUACCGGGUUUGCAUCCAGUUCUGGGGAGCAGCGCUUCACCGAGCCAGCAGCGCAGUGCAACGAUAUUGACGAAUGUUCCUGGGACCCAUCGCCCUGCGGCCCCAGCUCCAUGUGCACCAACACCCUGGGCAGUUACACCUGCACGUGUUCCCCAGGCUACCUCCCCCCCAGCCAGCCUGGCAUCCCAUUCAGCUGCACAGAUGUGGAUGAAUGUGCCCGAAAGCCUGCAAUCUGCGGGCCCAAUGCCUCCUGCCUCAACACACCUGGGAGCUACACCUGCCAGUGCUCACCAGGGCACCUUCCCUCUACGCCAGGGCCGUGGGUGCCCGGAACAACCCUCUGCACAGAUAUCGACGAGUGUCUGGAUCUGGCGUCGUGCCCUGCGUCCGCCACCUGCACCAACACCCCAGGAAGCCACUUCUGCACCUGCAAUACCGGGUUUGCAUCCAGUUCUGGGGAGCAGCGCUUCACCGAGCCAGCAGCGCAGUGCAAUGAUAUUGACGAAUGUUCCUGGGACCCAUCGCCCUGCGGCCCCAGCUCCAUGUGCACCAACACCGUGGGCAGUUACGCUUGCACGUGUCCCCCAGGCUACCUCCCCCCCAGCCAGCCUGGCAUCCCGUUCAGCUGCACAGAUGUGGAUGAAUGUGCCCGAAAGCCUGCAAUCUGCAGGCCCAAUGCCUCCUGCCUCAACACACCUGGGAGCUACACCUGCCAGUGCUCACCAGGGCACCUUCCCUCUACGCCAGGGCCGUGGGUACCCGGAACAACCCUCUGCACAGAUAUCGACGAGUGUCUGGAUCUGGCGUCGUGCCCUGCGUCCGCCACCUGCACCAACACCCCAGGAAGCCACUUCUGCACCUGCAAUACCGGGUUUGCAUCCAGUUCUGGGGAGCAGCGCUUCACCGAGCCAGGAGCGCAGUGCAACGAUAUUGACGAAUGUUCCCGGGACCCAUCGCCCUGCGGCCCCAGCUCCGUGUGCACCAACACCGUGGGCAGUUACGCUUGCACGUGUCCCCCAGGCUACCUCCCCCCCAGCCAGCCUGGCAUCCCAUUCAGCUGCACAGAUGUGGAUGAAUGUGCCCGAAAGCCUGCAAUCUGCGGGCCCAAUGCCUCCUGCCUCAACACACCUGGGAGCUACACCUGCCAGUGCUCACCAGGGCACCUUCCCUCUACGCCAGGGCCGUGGGUGCCCGGAACAACCCUCUGCACAGAUAUCGACGAGUGUCUGGAUCUGGCGUCGUGCCCUGCUUCCGCCACCUGCACCAACACCCCAGGAAGCCACUUCUGCACCUGCAAUACCGGGUUUGCAUCCAGUUCUGGGGAGCAGCGCUUCACCGAGCCAGCAGCGCAGUGCAACGAUAUUGACGAAUGUUCCCGGGACCCAUCGCCCUGCGGCCCCAGCUCCGUGUGCACCAACACCGUGGGCAGUUACGCUUGCACGUGUCCCCCAGGCUACCUCCCCCCCAGCCAGCCUGGCAUCCCGUUCAGCUGCACAGAUGUGGAUGAAUGUGCCCGAAAGCCUGCAAUCUGCGGGCCCAAUGCCUCCUGCCUCAACACACCUGGGAGCUACACCUGCCAGUGCUCACCAGGGCACCUUCCCUCUACGCCAGGGCCGUGGGUACCCGGAACAACCCUCUGCACAGAUAUCGACGAGUGUCUGGAUCUGGCGUCGUGCCCUGCGUCCGCCACCUGCACCAACACCCCAGGAAGCCACUUCUGCACCUGCAAUACCGGGUUUGCAUCCAGUUCUGGGGAGCAGCGCUUCACCGAGCCAGCAGCGCAGUGCAACGAUAUUGACGAAUGUUCCCGGGACCCAUCGCCCUGCGGCCCCAGCUCCGUGUGCACCAACACCGUGGGCAGUUACGCUUGCACGUGUCCCCCAGGCUACCUCCCCCCCAGCCAGCCUGGCAUCCCGUUCAGCUGCACAGAUGUGGAUGAAUGUGCCCGAAAGCCUGCAAUCUGCGGGCCCAAUGCCUCCUGCCUCAACACACCUGGGAGCUACACCUGCCAGUGCUCACCAGGGCACCUUCCCUCUACGCCAGGGCCGUGGGUGCCCGGAACAACCCUCUGCACAGAUAUCGACGAGUGUCUGGAUCUGGCGUCGUGCCCUGCUUCCGCCACCUGCACCAACACCCCAGGAAGCCACUUCUGCACCUGCAAUACCGGGUUUGCAUCCAGUUCUGGGGAGCAGCGCUUCACCGAGCCAGCAGCGCAGUGCAACGAUAUUGACGAAUGUUCCCGGGACCCAUCGCCCUGCGGCCCCAGCUCCGUGUGCACCAACACCGUGGGCAGUUACGCUUGCACGUGUCCCCCAGGCUACCUCCCCCCCAGCCAGCCUGGCAUCCCGUUCAGCUGCACAGAUGUGGAUGAAUGUGCCCGAAAGCCUGCAAUCUGCGGGCCCAAUGCCUCCUGCCUCAACACACCUGGGAGCUACACCUGCCAGUGCUCACCAGGGCACCUUCCCUCUACGCCAGGGCCGUGGGUUCCCGGAACAACCCUCUGCACAGAGGUCGCUUCAAACGAUCCGGUGAGGACAUGCCACAACCGAAGGCUGGACGCGGCUCCCGGCUCAUCCCCAGACGAUGCUGCCUUCUGCACUUUAUUGACCUCCACCUUCAGCGUCUUGGGAGACCCCUACGAAAGGAAGGACUCCACCGUCUCUCUGGUGAAAGCCGCUGCAGGAUUUGCCUCCAUCCUGGAGCAGACGCCCUCCUGGUCCAACCUGAGCACGGAGCAGCUGUCCACCAUGGCCACCGUCUUCCUGCAGAGGGUGGAGAGCGUCCUGCUGGCUGCCUUCGCCAACCCCACCGGGAAAGGGAACCAGACCAUCCAGAUGGAACAACUGGAUGUCCAGACCAAAGUCAUCGAGGACGGCUGCCCCGGAAAGGACUCAGUCAUCAGCCUGGAAGUCAAAGGGGAGACCAUGAAGAUUAGCUGCAGAACGAUCCAGGGAACAGUGGCACAAGCCCGGGCUGGAGUGGCGUUUGCCUCCUACAUGGGCAUGGAGUCCAUCCUGAAUGGCAGCUUCUUCCAUGGCCAAAGGGCCACCUCAGUCUGGAUGAAUUCCAGGGUGGUGAGUGCCGUCCUGACCAGCCAGACCAAGACCGAUUUCCCGGAUCCAGUCAACUACACCUUCCAGAACCUCAUGCCAAGCAGCAGCCCUGACCAGCUCAUCUGCGUCUCGUGGGAGGCCACGGCCUGGCGUGGCAGCUGGUCUCGGGCAGGGUGCGGGGUCCUGCACAGCAAUGCCACUCACACCACGUGCAGCUGCAAUCGCGUCUCCAACCUGGCCGUCCUCAUGGCAUCGGGGGAGAUAACGGCAGGCUUCCCACUGUUCCUCGUCUCCCACGUCGGGCUGGCCCUCUCCCUGCUGUGCCUCUUCCUCGCCAUCCUCACCUUCCUCUUGAGCCGCUCCAUCCGCAACGUGAACACCUCCAUCCACCUGCAGCUCUGCCUCUGCCUCUUCCUGGCCGACCUGCUCUUCCUCACCGCGGUGGACAGCCCCAGCCAUCAGCUGGCGUGCUCCAUCAUCGCCGGCCUCCUGCACUACCUGUUCCUGGCCUGCUUCGCCUGGAUGUUCCUGGAGGCCGUGGUGCUCUUCCUCACCAUCCGCAACCUCGGGGUCGUCAACUAUUUCAGCACCCACAGCCCCAAGAUGCGGCACCUAAGCCUCUUCGGCUACGGCUUCCCCACCCUGGUGGUGGCCGUCUCGGCGGCAGUUAUGCCGCAGGGCUACGGCAGGCAGGAAAACUGCUGGCUCAGCAUGGAGAAGGGGUUCAUCUGGAGUUUCCUGGGACCGGUGUGUGUCAUCAUCGGGAUUAAUUCCGUCCUUUUUGCCUUAACCCUCUGGAUGCUGCAGAGAAAGCUUUCCAGGCUCAACACUGAUGUGUCCACCCUCAAGAACACCAGGCUACUGACCUUUAAAGCCAUCGCCCAAGUCUUCAUUCUGGGCUGCACGUGGAUUUUCGGUCUCCUUCAAGUCGGCCCAGCCGCCACUGUCAUGGCGUAUUUAUUCACCAUCAUCAACAGCCUGCAGGGAGCCUUCAUCUUCCUGGUGCACUGCCUCCUCAAUCGCCAGGUGCGGGAGGAGUACAAGAGAUGGUUCACCUGCAAACCCAAGUCCUACGUUUCCGACGUCUCCAUGUCUACUUUAGCCACCAGCAGCAAAGCGGGCUGACGUUCUGGCCGGGAGGCAGGAGAUGCCGUCGCGCCACAGGAGAAGGAAGAGCUUAUCGCAGAACUUGAAUCCGCCUUCUUUAAAGCGCUUGCAGGAUCAGAGCUUCGAAACCAACCUCCCAGCUGUCUGGGCUGGAGUUUGAUCCCGGGGUUAAAUCAGUGGGCUGGAAAGGGGAGUGGGGUGUGAGGAUUACAGCUGCAGGUGCUGGCAGUCAGGACUCCUGGGUUCUUCUAUCUCUGGCUGUGGGGUCUAGUAGUUAGAACAAGUUACACUCCCUAGACAUGGGCCAGUAGUACCUAUAGCUUAGUCCAGCCCUGGUCCGCUGCUCCUUUUCCGAGAUUCCCUUUCUCCUUAUUUAUUGUGGGUCCCCCCCACAAUCCUUCAGUGCCCUGAAAUCUGAGCAGGUUUUGCAUGUCUGUGCCAUUUCAAUAGUGUAAAAGGAGUUUGAUUUUGAAUGCA